Molecule: messenger RNA, 1650 nt
Organism: Penicillium pulvis
Lineage: Eukaryota; Fungi; Ascomycota; Eurotiomycetes; Eurotiales; Aspergillaceae
Product: alpha-amylase
Exons: 2
Coding region: 1-1650 (549 amino acids)
Biological process (GO): carbohydrate catabolic process
Molecular function (GO): calcium ion binding; alpha-amylase activity
Source: RefSeq, a predicted model, not a curated record
AUGCGAAUUUCAUCAACUCUCUGCCGCUUGGCAGGUGGCGCUUUUGCCGUAUCAUUCGUUAUUGAAUCAGCAUUAGCAGCGAGCAUUGAGCAAUGGAAGACCAGAACAGUCUACCAGACGAUGACUGAUCGCUUCGCCCGGACCGACGGCUCGAUAACAGCGCCUUGCAAUGCUUCCGCGGGUCUAUAUUGUGGAGGAACAUGGCAAGGAACGAUCGACAAACUCGACUACAUCCAGGACAUGGGGUUCGAUGCGGUUAUGAUCUCCCCUAUUAUCGAAAAUGUCGCAGGUCGCGUCUCAUAUGGAGAAGCCUACCACGGGUAUUGGCCACUGGAUCUAUAUUCCCUCAACUCGCACUUUGGGUCAAAGCAAGACUUGCUGGACUUAAGCAAAGAGAUUCACGACCGAGGCAUGUACCUGAUGAUGGACACGGUUAUCAACAACAUGGCCUAUAUGACGAACUACAGCAACCCUGCUACCAGCAUUGACUACUCUGUCUUCACGCCGUUCAACAAUGAGGACUACUUUCAUCCUUACUGCAUCAUUACGAAUUGGAACAACUUUACCGACGCGCAGCUUUGUCAGACUGGUGACAACCAGACUGCUCUGCCUGAUCUGUACACUGAGCAUGCCGAUGUUCAAGAUCUGCUUCUGAAUUGGACACGCGACACAAUGAGCGAAUAUUCCAUUGAUGGACUCCGUAUCGAUGCUGCGAAGAGUGUCACCCCUUCCUUUUUGCGAAGAUACUCCGACGAGAUUGGUGCAUUUAUGACUGGAGAGGUCAUGCAACAAGAAGCGAGUAUUAUCUGUGAUUAUCAGACCAAUUACAUGGGUAGUCUGCCCAAUUACCCCAUCUACUACUCCAUGUUGGCGGCUUUCACACAGGGGAAUGUUUCCGUGCUGGUCGACCAAGUGCAAACGAUGAAGACAUCAUGUCCCGAUGUCAAUGCGCUGGUCUCCUUCUCCGAAAACCACGACGUGGAGCGUUUCGCCAGCUUCACGGAUGACAUCUCGCUCGCCAAGAAUGCCGUGACCUGGACACUCCUGUUUGACGGUGUCCCCUUCAUCUAUCAAGGUCAGGAACAACAUUUCAAAGGAGCUGGCACCCCCCUCAACCGCGCGGCCCUCUGGAAAUCUGGGUACGAUAACAGCAGUGUGCUUGUUCCUGUGAUCACCACACUCAACAAGAUUCGCAAGCACGCCUAUCGAAUGGAUAGCAGCUACGUCGAUACCGCGAGUUACAACAUCUACGAAGGAAGCAGUGAAAUUGCGUUCACAAAGGGUGUCGAGGGGCGCCAGGUCAUCAUGCUCCUUUCCAACCAAGGCACGGACUCCAGCCCAUACACGCUCACUUUGCCAGCCACAUACAAUGCUGGUACGAAUAUUACGGAGGUCUUGAGCUGCAAGACAUAUAUGGUUAAUGAAUGGGACGCAACUUUGGUUGUCGAUAUGGAUUCUGGGUUGCCGCGGGUGUUCUUCCCUACCGCUCUUAUGUCGGGUAGUGGAAUCUGCGGCUACUCUGCGGCCAAUCUUACUUACACACAAGUCAAGACUGGGGUAACAACUUCGCUUGGGACCAAGGCUCAACAGGUUACUGGGCAAGCAGCCUUCGGUGCUUUCUUCCUGGCUUUGAUGACCCUUGUGUUCUAA